This is a messenger RNA of Penicillium bovifimosum, 738 nucleotides long. RefSeq lists its product as uncharacterized. Bases 1 to 738 code for a protein of 245 amino acids. The transcript has 3 exons. NCBI's taxonomy places the organism in Eukaryota, Fungi, Ascomycota, Eurotiomycetes, Eurotiales, Aspergillaceae. The record is from RefSeq and is a predicted model, not a curated record.
AUGGUCUCCACGCGACAUCACCCCAACGAGUUUCCCUCGCCCGAGAACGCCGGGAAAGAGCUAGUCAAGCCCCCAGCUACCACGAACGCCAAUUCGCGCAAAUGGACACACACGCCUGCCGCCGCGUUGACCAUCUGGCUCGUUGCGUCAGUUCCUUUGGUCAUAUGGGAUGCAGGCUAUGUGUUGUUGCGUCCGCAUAGUAUGCCCGGUGGAAGACUGCACUCCCCGAUCUGGACGCCCUACGCGCUGUAUGGCUCGGUCGACUAUAUUUACGGCUGGCCGGCUUACAAUGCGCGCAAUGGUUUCACGGCUGCGCAGACUCUUCUCAACGUCAUUGAAACUAUCGGCUACAUCUCUUACCUUUGGAUUGUUUAUAGCCAUGGAGCUACAGUUGCGGGAACUGGCGGAUCGCGCAAGACCCCUAAGGGUUUCAUGUGGCUACUCACAGGCGAGAAAGUAGUCGCUGGGCGCAUUGGUGCGAUUGCGCUUAUGAUCGCCUAUACUGCAUCUGUCAUGACCCUGAGCAAGACUAUUCUUUACUGGCUCAAUGAGUUCUUCUCUGGCUUUGAGAACAUUGGACAUAAUUCGCCAAUGGCCCUUGUCCUCUAUUGGAUUAUACCGAAUGGCCUGUGGAUUGUGUUCCCUAGCUACAAUAUAUAUAUGCUGGGAAGCGAGAUCCUGAGCGCCAUUGAGCUCGCGACACCGCGCCAAAGAGUCGGACGCCCUAAGCUCACCUGA